Molecule: messenger RNA, 1212 nt
Organism: Halteromyces radiatus
Lineage: Eukaryota; Fungi; Mucoromycota; Mucoromycetes; Mucorales; Cunninghamellaceae
Exons: 2
Coding region: 32-1042 (336 amino acids)
Source: RefSeq, a predicted model, not a curated record
UGCUAACAAAGCUCUUUUAUUAAAUUUUAUAAUGCUGAUGAUCGUUUCUUCUUUUCCUUUUAGUGUUCAAGUACAACAUGAUGAUGAUGAUUUUAACUUUGAUUCAUUUUCACUAUCAUUACUAACAAGUCAAAAUCAAUAUCCAACUUUUCUUGACCUGACGAAAAAACUGCAACGAUAUCUGAAUAAUAAUGUUACUUUGAAUGAAUACAACAUUUUAGUUUGUGAUAGACUCCAAUCUCAAUUCCUUUUAUACGAUGAUGCUACAUUAGAACUCGCCUUGAAUACUUUACGACUGCAAAGACUCGAUUUGUAUUUAUACCGCAAACAGCGACUUCAUCGCCAUUCAUCUUCCCAAAACACUGUACCACUUAUCAGACCAAAAGUAAUUCGAUGGGAUCAUACAGAACAACGAAAAGACUCAGGUAUCAGUUUGGAUUCACAUAUAUUUCCAUCAUCAACAUAUUCUUCAAAGAAUACAAAAAUCAGCGAUAAAGAAAUAAUCAACAAUAGGCCUUCCCUGGAUAUGAUUCUUUUGUCCGAUACAGAAGAUGAUGAUGUUCCCAGUAUCAGUGAUAGUGUUGAUUCGUCACCAUCAUCAUCACCAUCGACUGUUGCCUCUUCUUCUCCACCAUCGCCCCUGAUCCAAUUUUCAACUGCAUCAGCAACAACAAUGGAAUCAUUCAAGACAAGGAAACUUUCAACGUGGUCUUCUUCUACAACUCAUCCUUCUCCUUCAGCACCGCCACCACCCCCUUCUUCAUCUCCAGUAUAUCAUUGCACUCAUGUUAAUGCCAAUGGAAAAUCAUGUGGACAAACCUUUCAACGACCUUACGAUCUUUCUCGGCAUCAAACCAUUCAUUUGAAAAACAGACCAUUUGUAUACUGCCAACAGUGUGGAAAACGAUUUACAAGAGUGGAUGCAUUGCGACGACAUGAACGUGUUCAAGGUCAUCAUCAGUUACGAAAACAGAAACAUCUUUCGUCACAACCAAUAUUUUGGAAUAGAACAACAUCAACACCAACAGUUACUUCCUUAUGAUACCUUUUACUUUUCUCAUUUCCCUCCUAUAUGUAUUUCUCUUUCUCUAUAUACAUAUGCUCCUUAUCCCCAUACCUGAACUCGUAGAUUGUUGACCAUCUGCCUUUUCAUCACCCCUCCUAUUCUGUAUAUUUCUCUCACUUUUUUUUUUUUUUCUUCUUGUUUGUUUU